UCCCUUCCGGUGCUGUUCGCGCGGGUGCGUGGAGGCGCGCGGACAGACACGGAGAGAGACACGGAGAGAGACACGCGGGGAGACACGGAGAGGGAGACACGAGGAGAGGGAGACACGGGGAGAGAGAGACACGCGGGGAGACAAAGGUGAGACAAAGAGCCGUGACCCCCGAGCACCGGCAGCCAUGAAGCUGACCGACAACGUGAUGAGGAGCUUCAGGGUGGCCAAGGUUUUCCGCGAGAACUCGGACAAGAUCAACUGCUUCGACUUCGCGCCCAAUGGCGAGACCAUGAUCUCCAGCAGCGACGACGACUCCAUCGUGCUCUACGACUGCCAGGAGGGCAAGCCCAAGAGGACGCUCUACAGCAAGAAGUACGGGGUGGAUCUCAUCCGCUACACGCACGCCGCCAACACCGUGGUGUACAGCUCCAACAAGAUCGACGACACGAUCCGGUACCUGUCGCUGCAUGACAACAAGUACAUCCGCUACUUCCCAGGACACACCAAGAAAGUGGUUGCUCUUUGCAUGUCCCCCGUGGAUGAUACCUUCAUCUCCGCUUCGCUCGACAAGACCAUCCGUCUCUGGGACCUGCGCUCCCCCAAUUGCCAGGGGCUGAUGCACCUGCAAGGCCGCCCUGUGUGCUCCUUCGACCCCGAGGGCCUCAUCUUCGCCGCGGGACUCAACUCGGAGAUGGUGAAGCUGUACGACCUGCGCUCCUUCGACAAGGGCCCCUUCGCCACGUUCCGCCUGCAGCAGGACCGCACGUGCGACUGGACCGGCCUCAAGAUCAGCAACGACGGCAAAUUCAUCCUCAUCGCCACCAACGGAGGCGUGCUGCGUCUCGUCGACGCCUUCCAGGGCAGCGCGCUGCACAUGUUCACGGGCCACACGAACAGCAAGGGCAUCACCCUGGAGGCAUCCUUCUCCCCCGACUCCCAGUUCAUCAUGACCGGUUCAGAAGACGGGAAGAUCCACGUGUGGCACACGGAGAGCGGCACCAAGGUGGCCAUCCUGGACGGCAAGCACACGGGCCCCGUCACCUGCCUGCAGUUCAACCCCAAGUACAUGAUGGUGGCCAGCGCAUGCGCCAACAUGGCUUUCUGGCUUCCCACCAUCGACGACUGAGCAGCGCCACGGCUACCGCCGUUCGUUGGCAGAGCGCCCCGAGUUGACGGACGCCCCGAGCGGCCGCGCUGCGACUACCGGACGCGUGCGCCGGCAAGAUGAACCCUGGUGUGGGCGACUCUCGGCUUACGCCGCAGUCUCGCGUGCGGUGCGCCCGAGGUGGAGGUGCAAUGUCUUCACACGGCGCUUGCUCAGCUCCGCGGAAUUUCUGGUUUCUCUCCAAGUUCAAUUGUCGUCUGGAAGGCACCGCGGCCGUCGGGGCUGCGUCACAAACUGGACUUGCCUUGUCGAGUGUCGUUGGUCAACUAAACCGUAACUUUAAUAUUCUAGAUUAUAAAGAUAUUUUACAGGCAGUUUUUGCUCAAUGCGUUUUAGUUAUUUGUAAAUGUGUUGGUUUUACAGGAAAGUGAGAAUCGGUGGCUCAGGUCUGCAAGCUCAGUGGCAUGCGUUGUUUUAGCCUUGGAGUUUGUGUUGAUGUGAGAAUUGCUUCCUUCAACAGUGGAUGUGCGAUCGCAGCUGCGGGCCACCACGGGCCUUCUUGGUUCGGUCCGUAUCACACUUGUUACGCCAGGGGGCGUCCUCUGUUGCUGAGGGCAUGCACCCAAUGCGGGGGGGUGGGUCGUGCUGUGAUUGGGGGACCAUGCUGUGGAAUCUGGGAGACUUAAAGCAAGCAAACCGUGUGGAUUCCCUGCCAAGCGGAGACUGCAAGUGUUUGGUGUUACAAUAGCAUUGGCAGUGAUGACCUCUUGAUCUUGUCAAACAAUGCCAUGUGGAGAAGGUGGCUCUUUCCAAUACUGAAGCUGCUGUGCUUAACAGCAUGCGGUGCACAGCCUCUGCCCCACAGGUUGUGGUGCAUGGCCUCCGUGUGCCAGAGGCUGUGUGCUCAACACAGCCUGUGGCACACGCAUUGCAUGCACCACUCCUAUCCACACUUAAUAUUCGGGUUGUGCCCACAGCUUUUGUUUGCUGCAGCAAGAACAUUUUUGUAACAUCUGCAACGUAUUUUGUAACCGUAUUUCUCCUCGUUAAUGUUUAGAAUAACUUAAAACCGGCGAGUGUUCAUUUUGCAACAAAUUCAUGCAUGAAGACACGGGUGAAUGUUGGCCGUAUACCGCCUGGUUGUCACGCUGAAGCACGGUGUUUUGUAAAUAUUACGAGUCAUCAGGCGAAGGCAGCCUGUGGCGAGGAUGCAGUUGGCUCACUGGCUGUGGAAUAGGACGGAUGUGCUCCGGGUGGGAGCAGCAGCGAGCUCCAGCUCCUCUUGCAUGGGGGGGGUGGUUUGUGCAGUAGGGAUGUUGUGUGGGUGGCUAUCGUCACAGCAUUUCACCGCUGAGGAGUGUGAGCUUGGGCCGGUGAAGUGGACAUCUGGGGGUGCAGGCCCCAGCGCCGGCAGCUCCUUUGUGGCGCCGGGCCUGGGGUGGCCUUGCGAGUGAAACUUGGCUGCUGUACGGAGCUGGUUGCCACAAUCUGUGAGCAUCCCAGGCUGGACCCACAGUACAUGAUUACAAACAUCGAGGUCAAGCACCGACUUCUGUUUCAACUCUGCCACAUUCUCAAUUUGAAACUUUAAUCAUUUAUACUGCCACACGGCUGACGCUGCAUCCAGAAGCUGCUGUGACGCGAUUACAGAGAGGUGACCACUGCGCUAUCACAGCUAUAUUCAGAUAUUAAAAUAUUAGUGACCAAAUUUUGAUUGCAAAUUGUAAACUGAAGUGAUUUAUUUAACAUAAAAUGUUCAGCGAAGUCCUCCCCCGAUAGCUGUGCUGUGUGCCACAUCCUCCAGCUCCUAAUUUAGUUUCUCACGGAGUGCUGGGCCAUGGCCGGUUAUGUCCUCUCAUUCCGGGUGCAGAUACAUCUUGAUGCCUGUGUUACUGUUUUAUGCUUCUCAGAUGUUCUGAAAAGUGUAACUAAACCGUGUAAUAUAAUUGCUAAUUUUUUAUUUUUUUCAAUAAAACGUAUCAGACAGCUAUGA
Lethenteron reissneri (Far Eastern brook lamprey) is the source of this 3098-nucleotide messenger RNA. RefSeq names its product WD repeat domain 82 (gene WDR82). Lineage: Eukaryota; Metazoa; Chordata; Hyperoartia; Petromyzontiformes; Petromyzontidae. Gene Ontology annotation, cellular component: Set1C/COMPASS complex. Gene Ontology annotation, molecular function: chromatin binding; protein binding. The record is from RefSeq and is a predicted model, not a curated record.